AUGCUCUUUGAUUAUUUGUGUUCUGCACUUGAUUUCCUACCCGCAUGCUUUAAGGUUGCGGACCCAGUCAAGCAGGGCGAGGGCGUGGCGGCAUAUGUGUCGUACAAGGUCCGCACGAAAACGACACACGUAAACUACGAUGCUCCUUUCAACGAGGUCACGCGCCGUUUCCGGGACUUCGCCUGGCUGCAUGACAAGCUGGUAGAGAAGAAUAAGGGGCACAUUGUACCGCCUCUGCCAGAGAAAUCUGCCGUCCAAAAGUACCAGAUGGCCACGGACUUCAUCGAACAGCGGAGGCGAGCUCUGCAGGUCUUUCUGAACCGCGUGGCUAGCCAUCCCAUCCUAAAGGACAGUCGGGAACUGCAGACCUUCCUGCAGGCCAACGACGAACAGUGGAUGCUAGAGACUGCCAAGUGGCAGGCAGAGACCAGCGCGCAGCACCGGCCUGUCUCGGCCGCUGCGCAAUGGUUCAAGAGCCUGCAGCACUCGGCGCAGAGCCUGGUGUCCGGCAGGGCGGAUGAUAUGCAGGAGGAUGCCGAGUACAUAAAGAUCCGCGACUAUGUGAAUAGUCUGGAGAACCACCUGACGGAGGCGCAUAGACAGGCCGGGCGACUGCUCCGUAAGGAGGCGGACCUGGGCUCAGCUCUGGCGGAGUUCGCCGCAGCUGCAGAGCAACUGGGAAAACAGGACAGCGAAGGGCCCAUGCGUGUGGCGUUCGGCUGCCUCUUCACACGCGCCAACGAGGUAGCGGCGCUAUCGCGGGCGAGGUCGGAGGCCAUUGCCGUUGAGUUCGCGGCGCCACUGAAGGAGUUUGCACGCACCAUCAAGUCCGUCCAGGUUGCCAUGGCUGACCGAGCCGCGGCGUUGUCCACAUAUUCGCAGGCAAAAAGCGACCUGGACAGCAAGAAGGUGCGCUUGGCUAAGCUUCGUGGCACUCCCGGUCUCAAGGAGGACAAACUUGCUGAGACGGAGCGCGACGUGAAUGAAGCCGACCAACGGCUGCGUAACGCCAAACUCGGGUACGAGACCAUUCGUGAUACAAUGCGUGAGGAGCUGAACCGUUUCCAGAAAGAGCGCGCCGCUGAGAUGUCGGCUGUGCUACGCGAUUUCGCACUUGCGCAAGCGCAUCACACGGCAGAGCAGGCAAAAGCUUGGGGCGAGCUGUUGCGUGAUUUGCAACAUGCGGCGGUCGGGGGUUCGUGA
Messenger RNA from Volvox carteri f. nagariensis, 1203 nucleotides. RefSeq lists its product as uncharacterized. NCBI's taxonomy places the organism in Eukaryota, Viridiplantae, Chlorophyta, Chlorophyceae, Chlamydomonadales, Volvocaceae. Gene Ontology annotation, molecular function: phosphatidylinositol binding. Gene Ontology annotation, cellular component: endosome. The transcript is spliced from 6 exons. The record is from RefSeq and is a predicted model, not a curated record. The coding region runs from base 1 to 1203 and encodes 400 amino acids.